Messenger RNA from Pseudophryne corroboree (corroboree frog), 2229 nucleotides. RefSeq lists its product as uncharacterized. NCBI's taxonomy places the organism in Eukaryota, Metazoa, Chordata, Amphibia, Anura, Myobatrachidae. The coding region runs from base 251 to 2098 and encodes 615 amino acids. The record is from RefSeq and is a predicted model, not a curated record. The transcript is spliced from 2 exons.
GGAAAUCUGCCCUGACUGGUGCCAGCACUGUAAGGGGCCUGCCCUCGCAUUGUGUCUCUAUCUGGUGGCUGAACCUUCCCCAGUCAGCACAUUAAAUAUCCUGCUGCCAAAAGGUGGCAUAAGCCCUCUGCCCUGACUGUCUCAGCUCCCUGUCAGCCUGAAGCAGGGUACUUCGCCUUACACCAAUCCUCUGCAGAGCAACUCAACAGGAUUCAAUAACAUAGGACCAGAGCUCCUCCGUGCCCCCAGAAUGGCUGGAGUCCUGUCAUGUGAAUACCUGGUGUAUGGCCGUGUACAAGCCACUCAUGAAGGGAAGAACAUCCCGCCCACUAACACGAAGGCUUAUACCUCCAAUGUGACUGAUCCCAUCAUCAUCUCUAAGGGAUGGCUUUGUAGUAACACCUCGGCUACUGCUGCCAUGAACUGGCUGCCUAGCAACAGUGAUGCGUAUAUUUCCGAUAAGCUGUUCCCCACUGUGGCGAAUGAACGGAUCCCAAUUAACACCGAAGCCUACGUGGCGAAUGAACAGAUCCCUAUUAACACUAAAGCCUACGUGGCGAAUGAACAGAUCCCUAUUAACACUAAAGCCUACGUGGCGAAUGAACAGAUCCCUAUUAACACUAAAGCCUACGUGGCGAAUGAACAGAUCCCUAUUAACACCGAAGCCUACGUGGCAAAUGAACGGAUCCCUAUUAACACCAAAGCCUACGUGGCAAAUGAAUGGAUCCCUAUUAACACUAAAGCCUACGUGGCGAAUGAACGGAUCCCUAUUAACACCGAAGCCUAUGUGGCGAAUGAACAGACCCCUAUUAACACUAAAGCCUACGUGGCGAAUGAACAGAUCCCUAUUAACACCGAAGCCUACGUGGCAAAUGAACGGAUCCCUAUUAACACCGAAGCCUACGUGGCAAAUGAACAGAUCCCUAUUAACACCGAAGCCUACGUGGCAAAUGAACAGAUCCCUAUUACCACUAAAACCUACGUGGCAAAUGAACGGAUCCCUAUUAACACUGAAGCCUACGUGGCGAAUGAACGGAUGCCUAUUAACACCGAAGCCUACGUGGCGAAUGAACGGAUCCCUAUUAACACCGAAGCCUACGUGGCGAAUGAAUGGGUCCCUAUUAACACCAAAGCCUACGUGGCGAAUGAACGGGUCCCUAUUAACACAGAAGCCUACGUGGCAAAUGAACGGAUCCAUAUUAACACUGAAGCCUACGUGGCAAAUGAACGGAUCCCUAUUAACACCGAAGCCUACGUGGCAAAUGAACGGAUCCCUAUUAACACCGAAGCCUACGUGGCGAAUGAAUGGAUCCCGAUUAACACCGAAGCCUACGUGGUAAAUGAACGGAUCCCUAUUAACACCGAAGCCUACGUGGCGAAUGAACGGAUCCCUAUUAACACUGAAGCCUAUGUGGCAAAUGAAUGGAUCCCUAUUAACACCAAAGCCUACGUGACGAAUGAACGGAUCCCUAUUAACACUGAAGCCUAUGUGGCAAAUGAAUGGAUCCCUAUUAACACUAAAGCCUACUUGGCAAAUGAACUGAUCCCUAUUAACACUGAAGCCUAUGUGGCAAAUGAACAGAUCCCUAUUAAAACCGAAGCCUACGUGGUGAAUGAACGGAUCCCUAUUAACACCGAAGCCUACGUGGCAAAUGAACUGAUCCCUAUUAACACCGAAGCCUACGUGGCAAAUGAACUGAUCCCUAUUAACACUGAAGCCUACGUGGCAAAUGAACGGAUCCCUAUUAACACUAAAGCGUAUGUGGCGAAUGAACGGAUCCCUAUUAACACUGAAGCCUACGUGGUGAAUGAACGGAUCCCUAUUAACACUGAAGCCUACGUGGUGAAUGAACGGAUCCCUAUUAACACCGAAGCCUAUGCGGUGAAUGAACGGAUCUUUAUUAAUACAGAAACCUACGUGGUGAAUGGACGGAUCCCUAUUAACACUGAAGCCUAUGCGGUGAAUGAACGGAUCCCUAUUAACACUGAAGCCUACGUGGUGAAUGAACGGAUCCCUAUAAGAACCAUGGCCUAUGUGGCCAAUGAGGAGCUCUCCAUCAGUACUGGAGCUUAUGUGUCCUCUCCACCCUUCCUGUGAAACUCACUUAAGACCAUCAUGAAGAGCAGCCUGUCCAUCUACAGGGACCGGUGUGAUUAUUAGUGGCUUGUAUCGUCUGCUAUUUACAGGUUGUGAGUGCAGCACACAAAUAAACUCUGUUUUCCCUACAA